CAAAGGUAAGACAACUUUACAUCUUACUUUGACAUUUUUAAUUCAACAAUGUUUGUCUCUCAUUGCUCAGAUGGCAUUUUCUCUUGGCGUCUUCCUCCUCUGUGCGAUCUGUGGGGUGUUGACUCAACAGGUCAAUACAUCUACCAAAAGGGUCCCAAAACCUUUGCAGAAGCAGAGGACAUAUGCAUCACAAAGUUUGGUGCCAAUCUGGUGUCAUUCCACAAUGUCAAGGAAUACCAAGAAGUUCUUGAAGUGAUCCAAGCCAAUAAUGACGGAGCCAUGGUAGACACCUGGAUAGGACUCGAUCACACCAUCCAGAAGGGGACCUUCUUUUGGACUGCUGGCCAAGUCUAUGCCCCUACAGACAUUGUUGUCUUUCCUGUCAAAAGCACUUUAGUCUUACCAAAACUGUGUGUACAUUAG
Messenger RNA from Nerophis ophidion (straightnose pipefish), 423 nucleotides. Its product is annotated as alpha-N-acetylgalactosamine-specific lectin-like. The record is from RefSeq and is a predicted model, not a curated record. NCBI's taxonomy places the organism in Eukaryota, Metazoa, Chordata, Actinopteri, Syngnathiformes, Syngnathidae. Bases 49 to 423 code for a protein of 124 amino acids. The transcript is spliced from 4 exons.